This is a messenger RNA of Cannabis sativa, 3220 nucleotides long. Its product is annotated as two-component response regulator-like APRR2. The transcript is spliced from 11 exons. NCBI's taxonomy places the organism in Eukaryota, Viridiplantae, Streptophyta, Magnoliopsida, Rosales, Cannabaceae. Bases 682 to 2535 code for a protein of 617 amino acids. Gene Ontology annotation, biological process: positive regulation of DNA-templated transcription; phosphorelay signal transduction system. Gene Ontology annotation, molecular function: transcription cis-regulatory region binding; DNA-binding transcription factor activity. The record is from RefSeq and is a predicted model, not a curated record. Gene Ontology annotation, cellular component: nucleus.
AUUAUGUUUGUGUAAUUAAUGAUAUAUGGUGGUGUAGUCUUAGUCUCUGGGAUGAGUUUUCUUUCUUUCUCUUGUUUUUAUUUGGUGGGUUUAGUGUCUAAUAUGGUUGUUUCUAAUUAUCUUCUCUGCAUGCAAGUCUUGUUGCUUUUUAAUCUUUUUUUUAAGCUCUUUUUCUGCUUUUCCUUGUUGGGUUUUUCAUAUAUUUUACUUUCUUCUAAGGUUUUUGUGUUUACUUAACCAUGGUUAAGCUGGUUUUUCCUAUAUCUAACGUAUUACUUUUACUAAUGUGCAAAAGUUUUGGUUUUGAUCAUCUGGGGUGCUUAUUAUUCAUAACUGUACUUGUUUACAUGUUGAAAUUACUGUUUUUAUGGAACUUGGGUAUUCAACAAACUUGUCAGAUCAGACUGUAUUUCUAUCUUUUAUGGACUAUACAUGUGCAGUUUCCAUUUAGUAUUUUUAUUCAUUUUAUUUUGCUGUGAUUUAUUAUUUAUAUAUAUUUUCUUAGUUGGAAUAGUAGCUAGAGAGAUCAAGAUUAUUAUAGAUCAAGCAAAGAUGGGUCUGAUUUGUGAUAUUAUUAUUUUUUUUGAAUCACCAUGCAGAAGUAAGUAAGUGGAUGUUUUAUAAGAGGAAAAAUCUGCUAAACUACUCCAAGAGGGCCUGAGAAACGAUGCCAAACCAGCUAUGGUUUGCACUGCUAAUGACUUGGAAGAAUGGAAAGAUUUCCCAAAGGGUCUUAGGGUGCUUGUCCUUGAUCAAGACACCACUUCUGCUACCAAUAUAAGAUCAAAUCUUGAGGCAAUGGAUUAUGUUGUUUCAAUAUUUUGCAAUGAGAGUGAGGCCAUCUCUGCGUUUUCGAGUACACCCGAAAGUUUUCAUCUUGCUAUAGUAGAGGUGAAUACGAGCAACGAAAAUGAGACAUUCAAGUUUCUUGAAACUGCGAAGGAGUUGCCUAUCAUAAUGACUUCGACUGUUCAUUGCUUGAGCACCAUGAUGAAGUGCAUAGCACUUGGUGCAGUUGAAUUCUUGCCAAAACCGCUCUCUGAGGACAAGCUUAGGAAUAUCUGGCAGCACGUUGUUCAUAAGGCAUUUAAUGCAGGAGGUGGUACUCCCCCUGAGCCGCUCAAGCCCGUCAAAGAAUCGAUAGCAUCAAUGCUGCAUCUUAAGCUUGAAAAGGAAGAACCAAAUACUACAAUCUCAAUUGAAGUAGAAAAUUUGUCUGGGAAUAAGGAAAAUAAUCACGAGCAAUCAGCAGGAAGUGAUAAGUAUCCGGCUCCUUCAACCCCACAGCUAAAGCAAGGAGCACGGUUACUUGAUGAUGGAGACUGCCAAGAUCAAACUAAUUGCUCAACUGAGAAAGAGAACGGGGAGCAGGAUGGUGAAUCUAAAUCUGUCGAAACUACAUAUGGCGACUCAGUUGCUGAAGAAGAUACUCUCUUAAUUGGCGAGCCUGAGAUGCAGGCUAAGUCUAUUGUCAAGGAGGAGGAGGAUUCUGUUGAUGGUUCCAAGAAUGAGAGUGAGAGUCACAUGUCUCCUCACUUACAUAAUGAUGAUAGUCCCAACAAUGCUAUAUCUCCUCACUUACAUAAUGUUGAUUGUCCCAACAAUGUUAUAUCUCCUCAUCUUCAUAAUGAUGAUAAUUCCAACAAUGUUAUGUUCCCUCAACUACAUAAUGAUGAUAGUCCCAACAAUGUGAUUGGUGGUGCUAACCAACCAAGCAAAGCUUCUGCUUUGACUAAUUCUUCUAUGUCAAAAUCAAAUAGGAAGAAGAUGAAGGUAGACUGGACACCUGAGCUCCACAAGAAAUUUGUUCAUGCAGUGGAGCAGCUAGGGGUGGAUCAAGCCAUUCCUUCUCGAAUACUCGAACUUAUGAAAGUUGAAGGCUUGACGAGGCACAAUGUAGCUAGCCACCUCCAGAAAUAUCGAAUGCAUAAGAGGCACAUUUUACCCAAGGAAGAAGACCGAAGAUGGCCAAGACCAAGAGAUCCGGUGCAAAAGAAUUAUUAUCCGCAUCAACCUAUCAUGGCCUAUCCUUCAUAUCAUUCUAACCAUGCCGUGCCAGUAGCACCAGUCUAUUCUAUGUGGGGGCAACCGGGAAACCAUCCUGCCAGUGUCCAUAUGUGGGGAUCUCCUGCUUAUCAUACUCCAUGGCAAUCUGCGGAAAGUUGGCAGUGGAAAUCUUUCCCUGGGAUGCAUGCUGAUGCAUGGGGUUGCCCGGUAAUGCCACCACCUCCUCACAGUCCAUAUGCCUCAUAUGCUCCUCAAGUGAAUGUAUCAGGUUUCCACAACACGGGUGCAGUCAAUAAUGUAUGCAGCAUGCCACAGAACACUUUCGACGUUCAACCGGCAGAAGAGGUAAUUGACAAGGUUGUGAAGGAAGCAAUAAGCAAGCCAUGGCUACCUCUUCCUUUGGGGCUCAAACCUCCUUCAACUGAUAGUGUACUAUAUGAGCUCUCAAGGCAAGGCAUCUCAAACAUCCCACCUCAUUUAGGCAACUCAGAUUCAUUAUGCCAUGGCAGAACUUUACAUCAUGAUUAAAUUCCUGAUAAAAAAGGACAGUCCUAGUUGGUAUCAUUCAAUCAAGUUUAUGGUCUUGUUUGGCAACAAUUUUGUCUAGGAAAGAUUAAAUAUAUAAAAUAAGUAAAAGAAGAGUUUUAGGCCUUUAGCUACAUGUUGAGACUUUAUUGAUGAAGACCAGCUCAGCUUGAUAAGGUGCUCUCCCCCACCACUACCAACAACAAGACACUGAAUUUCUAGCCUAGUCAGAGAGAGAGAGAUGUACAAAAUAAAAAGGGAAAAAUGAAUGAGUGAGAUGAUGAACAAUGGUCCAAAAAUUGCAGCAGUUGUACUUGGACAGCUGAGAGUUUGCCACGUAUGUGAAUUUUGUACCACAUAUGACAUGAGAAACAUAUAUGGCUGUAAAUAGAUCCUAACAAGAGUGGUUCCCACUUGGGGGGUUGUAAUUUUUUUAAUGUUUUUUCAAGUUUUGUUUUAGGAGUUAUGAAUUGAAGGAGAUGGGGUUUGAUCUGAUGGGGGCAUGGUGCAACAAUUUAUAGUGUGUUUCUUUGUUUUUCUUUUUGUUGGGUGGGAGCCAAAUUGUGGCAGUAGAAAAAAGCUGCAUGCCUUAAUAAAUGAAGGUACAGUUUCAAUCAUAGACCAUAGAAUAGUGUUUUACCUAGCUGGACUUUGUGAAUAAAUUUGACUUGAGCUUAGUUGAUGCUGA